CGCAACAUUUGAUUCCUUCUCUUCCAGAAAGAUAAGGGGAGGGAUCUUCUGAGUCUGACUGACAGUUACAUAAUGAGCUGGCGAAGCCAGGAGGCAACUAUAUAAACAGCUCGAAGGGAAGCAAGUUUUCCAUUUACUGAGCGAGCGCUGCUAAGCCCGGGGAAAGGAGGAGCAGCGCAGCCACCCCCAUUCUCCGCUCCCCUCCCGGCGCGCGCCUGGUCCUCUCCUCUCCUCUGUGGAGUUUCUCAAGGCGGCCCGACGGGGCAAGAGGUUUCCUUGCCAACGACAGGAUUUAACCUUCCGACGUGGCUGGUUUAAAGUCAACCCCGUGGAUUACUACCUUCCUCUUCAGUUUGGGGAGUAUUCGGAGGGGAGACGGGGCUGACUGUGCGAGGUACCUCCUGUUGGUACCUGCUGUGGAGCUCCAGGCAGGAGCGCGCCCUCGGACCACCUGAGGAAUACAAGAGAGACUCAAGUCGAGCCGAGCCCCGGAGGAGUUGGGAGCCUUGAGCAAAUCUAGCACGAGGAUGGCCGCCUUGCAUCUUUUUGGCUUGACGUUUGCUUUAGCGGUUACGCUGCAGACGGUCUCCGGCUCCGGCGUCUUCCAGCUGGAGCUGCGGGAGUUUGUCAACGGCCAGGGCGCCCUGGCGAGCGGAGAGCCCUGCGGGGCGGGCUGCAGGACCUUCUUUCGCGUUUGCCUGAAGCAUUUUCAGGCGGUCAUCUCCCCGGGCGCCUGCACCUUCGGAAGCAUCAUGACCCCAGUCUUGGGGAUCAACUCUUUCGCCAUCAAAGAGACGGAGGGAUUUGGCAGCCCCAUAAAGUUACCUUUUAACUUCACGUGGCCGGGAACUUUCUCAUUGAUCAUAGAAGCCUGGCACGCUCCCGAAGGUUAUCAUCCAGCAGGUUCCCAGCCCCCAGCCCAGAAGUGGCUUAUCAGCCAGAUGGCGAUCCGGCGCUCGUUGGCCGUGGGCGAGGAUUGGUUCCAGGACGAGCAAAGCAACGAGCAAGCCAAGCUGAGCUACUCCUACCGAGUGGUGUGCAAUGAGCACUACUACGGGGACAACUGCUCCCGCCUCUGCAGGGGCCGCGACGACCACUUCGGCCACUACGUCUGCGAAUCUGACGGCAGCAUCGCUUGUAUGACAGGCUGGACUGGGAAUUACUGCACGGAAGCUAUCUGUCUAGAUGGGUGCUCAGAGAAAAGUGGAUUUUGCAGAAAUCCAGGAGAGUGCAUCUGUCGUAGCGGUUGGCGAGGCCGUUACUGUAAUGAAUGUAUCCCUCAUAUGGGUUGUCGCCAUGGGACCUGUACAAAACCAGGAAAGUGCAUAUGUGAUGAAGGCUGGGGAGGCCUUUUCUGUGAUCAAGAUCUGAACUACUGCACCCAUCACAGACCCUGCAAAAAUGGAGCCACAUGCAUGAACACUGGCCAGGGAAGCUACACAUGUUCCUGCAAAGAGGGUUUUACUGGCAUUGACUGUGAACGGAAUAUCAGUGAAUGUGACAAUAACCCCUGCAAGAAUGGAGGAAGUUGCAUGGAUUUAGGAGAAGACUACAAAUGCACAUGUCCCCCAGGAUAUGAUGGUGCUAACUGUGAGCACAGUAUUUUGACUUGUAUUGACUCACCGUGUUUUAAUGGUGGUACAUGCCUGGAAAGUGAAAAAGGAGCCAGCUAUGCUUGUAUUUGCCCUAUGGGCUUUACAGGAUCCAAUUGUGAAAAAAAAGAAGACAAGUGUACCAACAACCCAUGUGCUAAUGGUGGGCAAUGCUUUGUUUUGGGCCAGCAACAUGUGUGUCGUUGCCGUCCUGGCUUCUCCGGUCAGAAAUGUGAGAUAAACACCAGCAAGUGUUCCAGAAACCCAUGUUCCAAUGGAGGAUCUUGUCAUGACCUUGUGACUACACAUGAUUAUACAUGUACUUGCUUGCCAGGCUACACUGGCAAAAACUGUGAUGUUAGAACUAGAGAUGGGUGUGCCUCUGGGCCCUGCCAGAAUGGGGGAACAUGCUACGUUGGGCUUUAUACUACUAGUUUUGCCUGCCACUGUCCUCCUGGCUUCAUGGGUAGCCAUUGUGAAUUUCCAGUGUACUCUGUUCCAGUGACUGUUCCAGAGCUUCCUAAACCGGUUCCGUGGGUGGCCAUAUCCAUGGGAGUUGGGCUCGUUGCUCUUCUCAUAUUGUGUUGCAUGAUAGCUAUAGUUAUCCGGCAAAUGCAGAGACAGCCAGAACAGAAUUCAGAAACAAUGAACAACCUGUCUGACUUCCAGAAGGAAAAUCUCAUCCCAGCAUCUCAACUUAAAAACACCAAUAAAAACAAAGACCUUGAAGUAGACUAUGUGCUGGAGAAAUCAAACUACAAACUUAAGAAUCACACACUGGAUUAUAACCUGGUGAAGGAGCUGACAAGCAGAGGUGCUCAGGAAGAUAAAUAUCAUAAAAGUGAAAAAUGUAUAGGAGAGAAAUCGCCCUUCUGGUUACGCAAUGAAAAGCCAGAAUGUAGAAUAUCAGCAAUAUGCUCUCCAAGGGAUUCCAUGUACCAGUCUGUCUUUGUGAUAACAGAGGAGCGAAAUGAGUGCGUUAUAGCCACAGAGGUAUAAGAAUGGAGGUUGCUCUGUUUGCACCUCGUUGUUCGAGAUGCCACAAGGUGGACAUUCCUGCUACAUUGUUUACAAUUCACAAUUGGAUUGGACUUGGAUUUUUUAAUUAUAUGCAAUUUGCUGCUCUCAGGAGGAGGAGUGGAUGGAAGUGGGUGAACUGGACAGACUGUGAAUUUUAAGAUGCAAUAGACUUUUUGUCUCCUGUUCUCUUGUUUUGAAGUCUGAUGUGAGGAAUGUAAUUGACUACAGGGAGGGGAGAGACAGAAAUGAUGUCUUUUAUCAGCCUUUGAAAUUACAUUGCUGCCAGUUACUCACAGACAGUUGUGUGACUUUUCAGAAAUUCAGUCUUGGAAGGUGCCAGUUGAUCCAAAAGGCACUUGGCCAUCACAGAAUAUACCAACAAUACUGUGAGAAGAAUGAAUGAAGAAACAUAUUUUUCUAUGCAGAUAAUGGAUGUAGAAUAAAUGAGCUCACAAUUUUUUCUGGAUUUGAAAGUGCCUAAAGCGUGUCUGAGAAUCUAGAGAGCCCAAAUCAAAACAUAUCUGCUUUUUUCCCUGCAGUACCCAAACAGUAUUGGCAAGGAGCUGCUAUCGGUACCUCCUGUUGCCCUUUUUUCCCUUCCAUGUAUUCCAGACAGUGUAAGGGGAGAUGGAUACUGAAUUGGCAUUUCAUCUCCUGUGGUGAUGCUUUGGUGAAAUGAGCAGUAAAUUGGGAUUUGUUCCUAUUUCUGAAUCACAGAGACAUCCAUGGACUUAAACAGAAGGGGAUAAUCCUGCCGCCUCCUCAGUAUGAGGAAGCUUAAUCCCAGUGCUCACAGAAAGCCUUACAAGUGCGUUUAAAAUCAAUCAGCUGUUUUCAUGUCCUUUGCACUACUAGUCAUUGUGAAUAGAAGUGUGUUUCUUCUUCAUAUGCAUUAGGUAAGAUUUGUGAUUUCCUGUUGGAUAUCUAAAAAUGGUGCCACCACUUCAACUGCAAAUUAUCUCCAAGUCCACUGUUAUUUUUUUACAGCCAGGAAAGUGUUUAUGAGCUCUGCCUUUAUUCCUUGCUGCAGUACAACCACUGCUAUCUACCCGUCUACCACUCUAAGAAAGACUAAGCUACACUGGUGACUUCUUGAGGUAUAUACUGUGGGUUACAUCUUAAAUUUCUUGGUUUGUCCUGCUUCUUCAUUCCUUCAUACUGCUACAAGGAAAGGAGUAACCUUACUUUUUGAGUCCAAAGGAGCAGUUCUGAACUGGAAAACUCAGUGCACACAGACUCUUAUACAUUUCAGCAAUAAUAAUAGACAUUUAAGAUAGGAAGUGCUGUGAUGUUUGUAAUGAUAAACAAGUACUGUGGGAAAGGGAAUAUGGCGGAAGCAGAGAGAGGAAACAAAUUUUCAUUCAAGGAAGCUGGGAUUGUAUUUUCUGUGAUGGAAGAGCAAUGUUCUUGACCUUGUAAAUCCCAGCACUGGAUUAGUCCACCUACAACCUUCAAAUGUGUAAGCAAGAUUUUGCUUGGAAUGAUCAUUACUGAUCUUUUGGAGUGACCAUUCAAGACCAUUAUGAAAAUGACCUUAAGAAAUCAAUAAUAUGGUUUAUAUUAGUGUCUGUUUGUAGUUAUUUGAAACAUAGUAUUUCAAUAAUUUAAAAAGAAAAUCAGAAGCACUGAACUUUCUACAUUUUGUAACAUUAUUUUGUAUAUAAUGUAUAUUUAUAAUCAAAACAGAAGUGUAAAUGUUUAUUACUUAUGUUAUGUUUUUAUGUGAUGACAAAGUUUGAAUUUUAUUUUU
Messenger RNA from Rhineura floridana, 4362 nucleotides. It is a transcript of the gene DLL4, whose product is annotated as delta like canonical Notch ligand 4. Gene Ontology annotation, molecular function: calcium ion binding. Lineage: Eukaryota; Metazoa; Chordata; Lepidosauria; Squamata; Rhineuridae. The record is from RefSeq and is a predicted model, not a curated record. The transcript has 11 exons. Gene Ontology annotation, cellular component: protein-containing complex; plasma membrane. Gene Ontology annotation, biological process: multicellular organism development; establishment or maintenance of epithelial cell apical/basal polarity; Notch signaling pathway. Bases 528 to 2591 code for a protein of 687 amino acids.